CUCUGGAGCAUAAGUGUAAAGAUCAACAUGCACCACAAGGACUGCUACAGGAACAGACAGGAGAACAAGGGAAGGAAAGACCCACUCAGCGGUUCACAGAGUUAAGGAAAGGCACAUGACUUUUAUCUCAAAAGGGAUAAAUAUUUCAGCUGUGAAAGACAAGUGGAAAAGACUGAAAGCUUCACUCACAUGAGGAUUAUUGGACGUGCAGACAGCUUUCACAUACAGAAACUUUGGAUACUAAUACAGGUAUUUUGUGGAGUUGCUGUAUACUUUCUCAGUAUUUCGUAACUUAAAACCACACAAACUGAGCAUUCUUCAGUAUUUUGACUGUUUUUCCUACCCAAAUGAAAUGAACAUUUUCCCUGCACAUGGCUGGAUUAACAAGUUGAACGUGGAUUUUUAUGACUGAUACAAGUAUACGAACCUUUUUACUCUGUAAAUGUUCCAAACUUAUCAGCCUGGUCAAAAAUGUAUGAUAAAACCCCUCACACUUAUAAUAUCAGUACUCAAGAUGACACGGAUUGCAACAAGAGUGAUGACUUCAAGUACUCAAUGUAUAGCUGGGUUUUCAGCCUGGUGUUUGUAGCUGGACUUAUCUUCAACUUGGUGGCUGUGUACAUUUUUGGCUGUACACUGAAGCUGCGGAAUGAGACCACGACAUACAUGAUGAACCUUGUUGUUUCAGACUUUCUCUUUGUCCUCAGCCUGCCUUUUCGGAUUGUUUAUUUCAUUGAACGCGAGUGGCUAUUUGGAAGUGUGCUCUGCAAGAUCUCUGUGGCCUUGUUCUACACAAACAUGUAUGGCAGCAUCCUCUUCCUCACCUGCAUCAGUGUUGACCGUUUCCUGGCCAUUGUGCACCCGUUCCGGUCGCAAGCAAUUCGAACUAAGAGGAAUGCCAAACUGGCCUGCUGUACAGUGUGGGUGAUGGUUCUUUGUGGAAGUAUACCCACGGGGUUCCUUUUGGAUACCACUUCACCCAAAAAUGCCAACUCCUCUAACUUCUGCUUUGAAAAUUACUCCAAAAAACAGUGGGAAGCUAAGCUUUCCAAGGUGGUGGUGUUUAUUGAGACUGUGGGCUUCAUUAUUCCAUUGAUGGUCAAUGUUUUCUGCUCGCUCAUGGUGCUACAGACAUUGAGGAAACCCCAAACUAUCAGCCGUGGAGGGAACCUAAACAAGACAAAAAUCUUGAGAAUGAUCAUUGUGCAUCUGCUCAUCUUCUGCUUCUGUUUCAUACCCUACAAUGUUAACCUCAUCUUCUAUGCUAUGGUCCGCUCCAAUGUCCUAAAGGGCUGCUACAUAGAAAAUGUGGUCAGAACCAUCUACCCCAUUGCUUUGUGCAUAGCAGUGAGCAACUGCUGUUUUGAUCCAGUCAUUUACUACUUCACUUCAGAGACCAUUCAGAGAUCCAUCAAACGCAAGUCCAGAGUAUGGCACAACGGUGCCAAGCUAUUCAACAGACUACAGACGGAAAGCCCACAAAGCAGUCCAAAUACAACACGAAUAACCCUGCCCCUGAGGAUUCACCCGACAUCCGAAAUGUUUAACAAUGAGUCUACAGUCUAGUGACAAGUUUAAUAAUUCAGUGAAUAUUGCAGGUGAAACUUGUGAAACUUCAAUCAGAGAACGUAGGUGGAAGCAGAGUUGACUUGAUAAGACAAGCGGUUACUUAGGAGUCACUUUCUUGUCUACUGGACACCACAAAGACUUUAGACUGGGACUGAUCCCUUUCCAGUCAAUAAAAGGGUGGAACAAGUCAAAGAGAAAACAUGUGUGUGUUGCAGCAUAAAUACCAGUGACAAGUGACAAUACACAGUACACAAGUUAGAAAAUUAUUAUUGAAUGAGUUUAUAAUGUAUAUUAAUGGAAAAGACAGGUGUGUAUGCCAUUGUGAUGUGCGUGGUGCUGCAAAUAAGUAUGAGCU
Messenger RNA from Micropterus dolomieu (smallmouth bass), 1924 nucleotides. RefSeq names its product lysophosphatidic acid receptor 6-like. Lineage: Eukaryota; Metazoa; Chordata; Actinopteri; Centrarchiformes; Centrarchidae. Gene Ontology annotation, molecular function: lysophosphatidic acid receptor activity. The record is from RefSeq and is a predicted model, not a curated record. Gene Ontology annotation, cellular component: membrane. The transcript has a single exon. The coding region runs from base 472 to 1566 and encodes 364 amino acids. Gene Ontology annotation, biological process: phospholipase C-activating G protein-coupled receptor signaling pathway; positive regulation of Rho protein signal transduction.